Messenger RNA from Bolinopsis microptera, 2084 nucleotides. Its product is annotated as lipid droplet-associated hydrolase-like. The transcript has 5 exons. Gene Ontology annotation, biological process: lipid storage. Gene Ontology annotation, molecular function: lipase activity. The coding region runs from base 5 to 1099 and encodes 364 amino acids. The record is from RefSeq and is a predicted model, not a curated record. Gene Ontology annotation, cellular component: lipid droplet. NCBI's taxonomy places the organism in Eukaryota, Metazoa, Ctenophora, Tentaculata, Lobata, Bolinopsidae.
GAAAAUGUUUGACUUCAUCGACAAUUUAUUGUCUGGCAAUGAAGACACUAUGGCCUACAUCUGCAAUGCUGUACUCCUUACUAUUUUAUUCAUCACUUUUGUCUUCAUCUUCGUCCUGUUCCAACAGAAGAGCCUGAACAGAUUGGGUUAUAAACGAGAAUACAUAAACAAGAAUUAUGUUAAUGUUCUGUACAGUAGUAACUGGAGGGAUGAUGAACUAGCUGUGCUGUUGAUAAUACCUGGUAAUCCUGGACAAGCCGGGUAUUAUCAGGAGUAUAUGGAUUUAGUAAUUCUACAUAGUGAUGAACAGUUUAGGGCAUGUGUAGUGUCUCAUGUUGGACACAGUCCUGCCUCGGAUAACAUAUUUAAUGUCAGGGAUCAGAUAGAGAGUAAAUUACAAUUUAUCACCGCAAAACUGGAGCCGGGCACAAAGAUCCAUCUGAUUGGUCACUCUUUUGGUGCUUACAUAGCUCUUAAACUCUUUGAAAAAGGUAUUAAAUUGGAAAAAUCGAUACUUUUGUUUCCAACGUUUGAUAAUAUGGGUCAGAUGCCCAAAGCAGCAAAUCUACGAAUGUUGCUGAGAUGGCAAUCUCAAAUCACCGCUGUUGCUUGGCUUACUGAGCUUCUGCCGGGCCAACUGAAAAACAAAAUGAUCCAGUUUUAUUCAGCAAAGUUUUCUAAGAACAUCCAGGACCACAUGUCUGCGACUAUUGCUGAACUAAUAACUCCUAAGUCUUUGAACAAUGUAUUUGGACUAGCUACAAACGAAAUGGCAGUGAUAAAGGAUCCUGAUUUUAAACUGAUAAAGAAAUUCAAAGAUAAGCUUGUGUUUUAUUAUGGUAUGCACGAUUUGUGGGCUCCUUUGGAUUGUCUCAGAAAGCUUAGAAAGGCUGUGCCUGCUGUCAACUUUCACAUCGCUGAUGAGGAAGUCUUGCAUGCUUUCAUGUUCAGCUCAUGUAAGAAAGUUGCUCUAAAAACUGUUGAGUUUCUUACUGGUAACACUAGGUAUGAUAUUAACAAUUUGAUCCCAAACUUUGAAGAGGUUGCUGCAGCUGCUCGUGCUGAUGGCGAUUUGGAAUAUGAUUUUUGCGAUGAUUAGGAGAAAAAAUGAUCAAAUAUGAUUUGAUAGUUUAUCGGUAUCAAUACUUGACAGCAGUCGUUAUAAUAUUUAUGUACAAAUCUUGCUAUAGUUUUGUAAUAUUGUACUGAUUGGAAAUUUUGAUAAUUUUGAACAUUUGAGAAAUGAUUUGAAAUUUUUUGAGGAGAACAUUCUACCAAUGAUUCCUUUAAUAGACAUCUAAUAUCCGUCUUUUUAUUUAUCUAUGAUCUACUUAUUAUAUAAUCAUUCUAGUUUAGAAAGAAUUGAAGUCUAGAUAAUAUAUCCUAUUGGAAUUUUUACCUCUAUUUAUUUGUUCUAAUUGUAAAACUUGGAUGUCUUAAUCAUUGAAGUACUGUAUUGUAUAUCUUCUGUUUACUGUAUGUUUGGUUGAGUUUUGAUUUAAAAGUUGUAAAAAUUCUUUUUAUUAUCUCAGUGAAAUAUUACAACUAUCGUUAGGAUUAUACCUUAGUUCCCAAAAAUUUGUGUGCCAUUAUAUUGAGCACAAUUUAUUUGAGCCCGAAAAAUUUGGGCAGAAAAUUUGAACUCAUUUGGGCGACCGAAAAUUUGGGCACAAAUUCUUCGAAAAAUGAACGAUUUUCCACUAAAAUUUCAGUUAGAUAUUUGCCUCAGUUCAUUAUUAUUCCUUAUGUUAUUAUUCCUGUCAUUUUGCUUUCAAUUUUAAACAUGUAGGUGUGUCAGCUCAAUGGAGGAGUUUCAUCAGACAAUGUGAAAAUUGAUACCCGCUUGACAGUGAUCCGUGAAGUACACUCUCGUUGGAUCAACGAACUUUUUUGUAUAUUUAAAAGGGAGGCCAGAUGACAUAAGGAAAGGCUUUGAGAAGUCGAGUAUAACUGAUGCUUGUAGAUCAGACUUUACGGUGGAUGAUAAUCCAUUUGCAGAUCUUGUUUAAAUCUCUAGCUAUCCAUACCUCUAGCCAUUUGUUUUAUUAGUAGCUGUUAGCUAUUCCAGUUAUUUCUAUUCAUUU